AUGAGCACCAAAGCCAUUUCCCUCUAUUUCUGUGUACCUGCUGCAUUUCUGCUCUUCUUUGCCCAUCUCAAUAACCCAACCACUUCAUUCCUUCGAGCCCUGCUUGAUCUUGCAACACCAUCCUUUCCAUUUAAUUUGCUCACAGUUCAUUAUUUUUCUAACUAUCAUUGCCAUCGUGGUGCAUACAACCCGCUUUGCAAUGAUUUCCCUCCGGACUUCCCACCGCCUGACACCGCAGCAACAUCGAUCUUCUGUGUCGAUCCCAAUGGCUGCUGUGACUUCACCACGGUGCAGUCCGCGGUUGAUGCUGUGCCAAGAUCCAGCCAAAAGAGGAAUGUUCUGUGGAUCAAUAAGGGCAUCUACCUUGAGAAAGUGACAGUCCCUGCUACCAAGCCCAACAUCACAUUUCAGGGGCAGGGAUUUGAUCUGACGGCGAUCAUGUGGAAUGACACAGCUAACUCGUCACAUGGAACCUUCUACAGCGCUUCAGUUUCUGUCUUCGCCACCGGCUUUGUCGCGAAGAACAUCAGCUUCAUGAAUGUAGCACCAAUUCCAAGACCCGGUGAUGUCGGUGCUCAGGCAGUCGCUCUGAGGAUCGGUGGUGACCAGGCGGCAUUCUGGGGCUGUGGCUUCUUUGGGGCACAAGAUACACUGCACGAUGACCGGGGCCGGCAUUACUUCAAGGAAUGUUUCAUUCAGGGCUCCAUUGACUUCAUCUUCGGAGAUGCUAGGUCACUCUAUGAGAACUGCAGAUUGAUUUCCAUAGCAGAUCCUGUGCCUGCAGGGGUGAGAUCCAUCACUGGUUCAGUUACUGCGCAUGCCCGGGAAUCCAACAAAGAAAACACCGGCUAUUCAUUUGUCAACUGCAGCAUCGGCGGCACCGGGUGGAUAUGGCUCGGGCGAGCAUGGAGACCUUACUCCCGUGUUGUAUUCGCAUACACUACGAUGUCAAAUAUCAUCGCCUCCGAUGGAUGGAAUGAUUGGAAUGAUCCUUCAAGAGAUCAGUAUGCCUCUCCUGAACUGCUAGUGUUUUCUGGAAUCAAUUCAGAAUGCACACUAACAUCGGUUUGUUCUAUGAUUUCCAUUGCCAGGAGUGUGUUUUAUGGAGAGUACAAGUGUACAGGCGAUGGCGCACACCUGGCGGGCAGAGUGCCGUAUGCUCUUGAGCUCAGCGACGUGCAAGCAUUGCCUUACUUGAACACAUCUUUUAUUGACGGUGAUCUAUGGCUGAAACCAUACUGCGACUCACUAAUAUCUGCAUGA
Molecule: messenger RNA, 1263 nt
Organism: Triticum turgidum subsp. durum (durum wheat)
Lineage: Eukaryota; Viridiplantae; Streptophyta; Magnoliopsida; Poales; Poaceae
Source: the annotation of a GenBank genome assembly